Molecule: messenger RNA, 1576 nt
Organism: Magallana angulata
Lineage: Eukaryota; Metazoa; Mollusca; Bivalvia; Ostreida; Ostreidae
Product: isopentenyl-diphosphate Delta-isomerase 1-like
Exons: 6
Coding region: 25-801 (258 amino acids)
Biological process (GO): isoprenoid biosynthetic process; isopentenyl diphosphate biosynthetic process
Cellular component (GO): cytoplasm
Molecular function (GO): isopentenyl-diphosphate delta-isomerase activity
Source: RefSeq, a predicted model, not a curated record
UUGAAUAAAAACGAAAGUAAAACCAUGUUUUUGUGUAAAAAGACGUGGAUAUUGACAAACAGAGAAAUCACAUGGAGCACUUUGAAGAAAGCGCUAUCCACCAUGGCUGACUCAGUCCUGCAUGGUUAUGAUGAUACUCAGGUGGCGUUGAUGGGAGAGGAGUGUAUCCUUAUCGACAGGAACGACAACGUUACAGGGUCUGCAUCAAAGAAAACAUGUCAUCUGAUGGAAAAUAUAAAUAAAGGUAUGCUGCAUCGGGCUUUCAGUGUUUUUCUCUUCAACUCUGAUGGCCAUCUACUACUGCAGCAAAGAUCCCAGGCCAAAAUCACAUUUCCUGGUCACUUUACCAACACCUGUUGUAGUCACCCUCUCCAUACCCCAGCUGAGCUUCAGGACAAUGGAGCAAUAGGGGUGAAGAGAGCAGCACAAAGGAAACUUCAGCAUGAACUCGGGAUUGAUCCCAAACAGCUUUCAAUAGAUAACCUCCAUUACCUGACUAGAGUGCAUUAUUUAGCGGAGAACGCCCCAGACCGGGGAACGUGGGGGGAACACGAGAUUGACUACAUACUGAUCGCCCAGAAAGAUGUAGAUGUCACGCCUAACCUCAACGAAGUCGAGAGCUACACUUACGUCAGUCAAGAACAGCUGAGAAAGAUGAUAGAGAAAUCACAGGAAGGAAACUUGUUGAUAACUCCCUGGUUCAGACUAAUAGCAGACAGACUUCUGAUGGGAUGGUGGAACAACUUACACAACAUACAGCAGUGCAGGGACUCUCAGAUCCACAGAUUCUGUGAUCAGUGACUACAAUGGGCAUUUCAUAGAGAUUUUUAUGAAAGAAUUUCUUAAUUCCAUUAUAAAGGUUAUAAUGGAAUUUGUUUGGGGAUUCUAAACCCAUGGUUAGUCUUGUUACUUAUUAUUGAAUCUUGAACCUUAUGUGUACGCAGUUCCAGAAAAGUGAGUGCGCAUCUUCACUAAUAAUGUGAAAAUGAUUUGAUUGAAGGAUAAAUUAUUAUGGGAAAUCUUUAAGAUAAUAUGCCCCAUGAAUGUGUCAUCUUUUUUUACAAUCCACAAAAACUGAGCCCAACAAAUUGAUUGCACAGCAUUAUAAACUAAUGACUACUGGCUCUGUAAUAUAUAUAAAACUGCUAUAUAUUAAUGUUGAUAUGUUCGAUGAUGUUUUCAUGAGUUGUCUUUCUUGCUUCAUAUGUUUCAGACAUUCACAAAAUUCAUAUUUUGAAUCUGAAUUUUUUUUUAUUUUAUCAUACCGAUACUCAAUAUAUAUUUUGCAAUAUCUUCAUAUUAAUAUUUAUAUGCAUAUACAUACAUAACAUACAUAACUUUACCCAUGUUUAUAUUUCUCUGAAAUUGUGUUUACACUGCCUGACUUUAGUUUAUAUUAAAUUUUUAUUUACUUUACAUGACAAAAACUGAAUUCAUGAGAUCUCGACAUACACAUGUAUGUUAUAUUUGAUAGUUAUACUGGUUAUUUUUAAGCUAAAUUUCAAGCUCUUAAAUUUCUUACCAAAACAAUUUUAUCAGUUUCUCUGAGUUAAUACAAUAUACUUCCUUUUAAACA